Esox lucius (northern pike) is the source of this 6437-nucleotide messenger RNA. It is a transcript of the gene foxp1b, whose product is annotated as forkhead box P1b. The coding region runs from base 724 to 2844 and encodes 706 amino acids. Gene Ontology annotation, molecular function: DNA-binding transcription repressor activity, RNA polymerase II-specific; RNA polymerase II cis-regulatory region sequence-specific DNA binding. Gene Ontology annotation, biological process: regulation of transcription by RNA polymerase II. The record is from RefSeq and is a predicted model, not a curated record. NCBI's taxonomy places the organism in Eukaryota, Metazoa, Chordata, Actinopteri, Esociformes, Esocidae. Gene Ontology annotation, cellular component: nucleus. The transcript has 20 exons.
UAUGAAGAUCUGCAAUGAAUGUUGUUUACGCAGCAGGUGGAUAUGACGUCACGGACUUGGAACAUCAGAAAAUAAACAUCCAAAUCCGCGAUUUCUUUUUUUCUUUUUUGUCAAGGCGCAUUAAAAUGUUGGCUAAUAACAUUAAAAGAAGCUCGCUCUCGUAUUUGAGACAGAAGGUGAUGUGAAACUCCAGAUUAUGUCCCCUGUAACGGCGCUCUCCGUGAAUGCAACACAGAUUUCUCGUUCUCCUCCUUUAAAGUUAGUCCCCCAAGCGGAGUAAUAUAUUGUUAGUAUUUACAGUGUGAUUGUUGCAUGCUUUCUUGGUACACAAUCGCGUGUACAGUUCAUUAUCUCUAGCACAGAAUUGUCUGCUGCGUUUGGCUACCGUUGUCGAUUCCGUGUCAUCUGUGAACUCCCUAUGGUCCCACCCCCGACAACCUGAACUGAAUUCUUAUUGGAAGAAUGGAACGCCAGUCAUUCUUGUAGGUGUGAACAAGCUCUCUCACACUGUUCCAACCACUACUGCCACAGCGCUGACUGACAUUUCUUCUGCCUGCGAAGGGGAUUGUAGAAGUCUUGUUAGACCUCGGCGAAUCUACAUGAAGCUUUCGUUAGUGUAAUGAAACCAAGGCUCCCUGUUAAUGGGGCAAGGAGGCUGAAGUCACUACUCUGGAACUGAAGAUUGCUUUAAACAAGCAAGUCCUUGUAGAAGGUCUUUAAGUCAUGAUGCAAGAAUCUGGGACGGAGGUGACAAGCAACGGUCCACCCAGUCAGAACGGAGCGGCGAGCGCGGAGGGCGGAACCAGGGACGCGAGGCCCAAAAGCGCCACGACGCCGUCGUCCGUGGACAUCACGGCCGCCGACCUGAUCCAUCUCCAGCAGCACCAGACUCUCCAAGUGGCUCGACAGAUCCUUCUACAGCAGCAACAACAGCAGCAGCAACAACAACAACAACAACAACAACAACAUCAACAACAGAGUCAACAGCUGCAGCCUCCGCAAAGCACCGGUCUAAAAUCCCCUAAAGGCAAUGAGAAGCAGCCAGGCCUACAGGUUCCAGUCUCAGUGGCCAUGAUGACCCCCCAGGUGAUAACCCCUCAACAGAUGCAGCAGAUCCUCCAGCAGCAGGUCCUGAGCCCCCAGCAGCUCCAGGUCCUUCUGCAGCAGCAACAGGCCCUCAUGUUACAGCAGCAGCAACUCCAAGAGUUCUACAAGAAGCAGCAGGAACAGCUCCACCUCCAGCUCCUCCAGCAGCAGCAACAUGCCGGCAAGCAGAGUAAAGAGCAGCAGCAACAGGCCCAGCAGUUGGCUUUCCAGCAGCAGCUCAUGCAGGUCCAGCAGCUCCAGCAACAGCACCUCCUCAACCUCCAGAGACAAGGCCUGCUGACCAUCCAGCCAGGACAGAACGCCCUGCCCCUGCACUCCCUCACUCAGGGCAUGAUUCCGGCAGAGCUCCAGCAGCUGUGGAAGGAGGUGACGAACGUGAAGGAGGAGAACAGUGUUGGCAACAACGGCCACCGGGGCUUGGACCUGUCCUCCUCACAGCCCCCAAAGAACCCCCUCCUAAACCAGCACGCCUCCACCAACGGGCAGUACGUCAGCCACUCGCUGAAGAGGGAAGGGUCCACGCUGGACGACCACCAUCACCCCCAUCACAGCCACCCACUCUACGGCCACGGGGUCUGCAAGUGGCCCGGAUGCGAGGCCGUAUUUGAGGACUUCCAGUCAUUCUUGAAGCAUCUGAACAAUGAACACGCCCUGGACGACAGGAGCACCGCCCAGUGCCGGGUGCAAAUGCAGGUCGUACAACAGCUGGAGCUACAGCUCGCGAAAGACAAAGAGCGUCUGCAAGCUAUGAUGACGCAUCUCCACGUCAAAUCCACCGAGCCCAAAUCCACCCCACAGCCACUCAACCUGGUUUCCAACGUCACCCUGUCCAAGACGGCCCCCCCGGAGGCCUCGCCCCCCCUCAGCCUUCCCCAGACCCCAACCACCCCCACGGCCCCCCUGACGCCCCUGUCUCAGGUCCACUCCGUCAUCACCCCCAACAGCCUCCACCACAGUGUGGGCCCCAUGCGCCGCCGCUACUCCGACAAGUACAACAUGCCCAUUUCCCCAGAUAUUGUCCAGAACAAAGAGUUCUACAUGAACGCUGAAGUCAGACCUCCCUUCACAUACGCCUCGCUAAUACGCCAGGCUAUCCUCGAAUCACCGGAAAAGCAGCUAACACUAAAUGAAAUUUACAACUGGUUCACACGAAUGUUUGCAUAUUUCAGGCGAAACGCUGCGACGUGGAAGGGUGCCGUUCGCACCAACCUUUCCCUCCAUAAGUGCUUUGUGAGAGUAGAAGAUGAGUUUGGGUCAUUUUGGACCGUUGAUGACGAGGAGUUUAAACGCGGCCGUCACGUACAGCGAGGCCGCCCGCGGAAAUACGCCGCCGACGAGAACUUUGAUGAGCUGCUCGUACAAAGUCCAGCCUUAGUGAAAAACAUCCAGACCAGUUUGGGCUAUGGACCGGCUCUCUCUGCGGCAUUCCAGGCUUCAAUGGCAGAAAACAACAUACCUCUAUACACUACUGCUUCCAUUGGAAGUCCCACCCUCAACUCCCUGGCGAACGCCAUCCGAGAGGAGAUGAACGGAGCAAUGGACCAUGGAAACAGCAACGGCAGUGACAGCAGUCUAGGACGCUCUCCCUUGCCAGCUAUGCAUCAUAUUAAAGAGGAACCGCUGGACCCAGAGGAGCACGACGGCCCCCUCUCUCUGGUGACGACCGCCAACCACAGUCCAGAUUUCGAUCACCACAGAGAUUACGAUGACGACCAGGGCCAUGAUGACAUGCUGUGAAGGCCCGGCCCCUCGGGGACCCUCCCAGAGGAACAACUAACCCUAGUCACGUGCGAGACGUCACAGAUAAGACAGACACAAGACUGCAGUCUCAGCGCUCUGAUGACAGCUAGCAAAAUGUUUCCCAUUGACUUUUAGUGCCAAUAAAUACAUAGUGAAUAACACAAGAACGAGAAUACGUCCCACUUGGGAGUGUUUUUGAUUUAUAUCUACUUUUGGUUUAAGAGAACGAAAAUAGACAGAAAAGAAAACAAGUCAUUUCUACUCAACAUGCGUUGGAUGGACAUGUUUGGUACUGCGGACUUCUUGGUCGUCGUAGUGGCUUAAAAUCCAGGACGGGCAUGGACCUGCCCACUGCAGCCAGUAUGGACUGCACACAGCCUAAAGAACCACACUGAGCACAGACUGAAGAGAGGUUCGCUGUCUCUCUCACACACACACACACACGAACACACGCGCACAUGGCCGCAAACUCGAGAUAUUGACUGACGUUUAAUUUACACUGUGCAAGUGUGUGUCUGUGUGCGGGGAAUUACUGUUCAUUGUCACUGCCUUGGAGACGUCAUUGGUUUGCUUCCAUCUGGGGUGGGAGGGUUGUUUUUGGUGUGUUCUAAGGGUGAGGGGUUUCAAAUAUUAACGUGUCUUUGUUAUUGUACACUGCUGUCGUUGCAUAUGGUUUCUUUAACUGAUCAGACCUCAUUCCCACACUGUGGAGAUUCUGUAUGGUCAGCACAUGAUGAAUGUUUAUUAUUUCCUUUCGUGCCCCCCCCCCCCCAAAAAAAAAAAGAACAGGAAAAAAAAUGUUUUUACAUGAAGCGGAAUGUUAAAUACCAAGUAGUGUUUUUCUGUCAUUUAUUCCACAUUCUUCAGAAUGCCCAUUUGCUGACAUGUAGGCCACCCCCAUCAAAGCCCCUCCCCUCACCCCUAUCCCAACCCCUAAUCCACCAGCUCAUGAAGUCCACCUGCGAUGCACUACUCGCGAUGAAGGCUCUCUCUCCACGCGUCAAUGAAGUUUAAUUUAAGAUGGGAAUGAAUGACAGAGAAAUCAUGCCGUUUCUGAUUUGUCCUCAUGAAAUUAUGUUUUAAAACGGCCCUAUGCGGCAGUGCAUGCUAGCUGCAGCCAAAUUCCUGAUCAUUUGCAAGCACCCACUUUUAGAAAGAAAAUGAAAUGUCAGGUGUGCAGUACAAAGAUAAUUCUUUAGAGCGACUGAUUGUGAUUCUUCAAUACAACUGUCAUUGUUGAUGGAGCAUGUCUUUGUUUGGUCAUGCUUGACGAUAUCAGUGUGCAUUCCCUAGAGUAAAACAACAAAAACAGGCGCAUGACCAGUUGUCUCUCACACAUAUUAUUAUCAAUCACCGAAAUCAAAUCAAAAGACGAAUGUCCUUAAUUUAGGAAUAAUCCCAAAUUUGGCAAUAAAAGUUAAUCAUUAACUGAUCCCAGUAUUGGGCAGCCAUGUUAUGGCCCCAGGCAAAAACCAUGACCAGUCCAGAGCAGGGAUGAAGGCACGAAUGGACAGGUGCAGGGGCCGGGGGCUAUGAGGCACAGCACCCAGGGGCUUGAUUCUUAGUUGGAUAUGAGAUAUGGAACAGGAUAGGCUCGUACAAAGACUCACAAACAUGACUUUUUAAAGACUGCAACCACUUUGAUUUUUAUUUUAUUUAUUAUUAUUUCUGUUUUUUAGUUUUACUUUUGUUUUUAGUUGUUGACGUGUUUAAUGUCUUGUUCUGUGACUACCAAAGAUAAACUACAAAGUAAAAACAAAAACAAAAAAAAUACAAUGUUUUCUGUUCCAUGCAAUAGCAGACCAGGCCAAAUACCCUCCAAUCUCUCCUAUUGGAUGCGAAAGCAUCUAAAGUUCUUAGCUGUAUUAAGCCAAUGGCACGUUGGUUAGAGAGGGACGCUCCUCCAGUAGUUUGACUGUCAAUACCUUUAAAGCCAAAGGGGGUCUCAUCAUGAGUACAGUAGCUAUGGGACUUUGCAGUGACCAAAAUUGAAAGAGAGGUGUCAGACGAACAUUAUGACCAAAUUAGGGAAGCAUGGUCUCUGGGCCAAUGAGGAUCACUGUCUAUCAGCAGCAGGUUAUUGUGCAACAUAUUGGAUGAAUAAAAGGACAUGGUAAUAACCUUGAGGAUUUACAAGUAGACAGGAGAGCUUUGCAGAGAACAAUGUGAAAAGGAUUCUAUACUUCAACUGGACCACACAAUGAUAAAAUAUUUUGUUUGUUUUUUAUUCUUUAUGAAUUUGUAUCCUUUCCAACGAUUGUAUGCCACUUUUUAGUGAGUCCUGCCAUCUUGGCGGGCUUCUACUGUUUUUUGUUAACAAUGGCAAGGCUUUAUGAUUGUGUUUAGUUUCUGUCAACGUAUUACUUUUUAUAUUAAAAAACACUCCUUUCAACUAAUAAGCUGGGUACAAGGUACUUUAUGGCAGUUCUUUUAAAAUGUCACCAAGCAUUUACUAUUACUAAUGAAAAGGGCAAUCUGUGGUUUUCAGAACAUGUAUUUAAUAUCCAAUCACAGGCAGCUGAGGGAUGGGUCAGUGACGACUAGACUGGGAUCGUGAGAACAACUGGGUCUCAUCCAAAGCCAGUCUUUUGCUGGUUCGCUUGGUAUUCUAAAGAGGGAAUAGCUGAUAGAUUAGAACAUUCUCAGCAUGUGUAGCUUGACAUUACUAAAGAUAACAGCAUGAGAAAACCCGUUAGUAUGCAUACCUCAGGUCAAACCUAUAGGGAAUGAUUCAAUUAAGAAAAAACAUUUCACUCAGUUGCACUUAGUUGUAUGUCUUGCAUGUGUAGUCUAAAACUGUAGAGAACUUUUUUUUAAACAAACAAAAAAAAUUAUCAAAAUACUAAAUUAGAUCUUGUUUAUCUUGAGGGUCUCACAUCCUUUUUGCAAAACCAAUCCAAACCUCAGGCCUUUUGUCAUGCAGAAAUCACCAAUCUUUAUUUGAUCCCCUUUUCCACGGUCGUUUUUAUUUGUGGGCUUUACAACAGUAGGCAUUAUUUACAGCACAUGUCUAAUAGCUCUGUCUUUUUCUUGUACUUUUUUUCCCUGUUUCUUUCAAAGAUCAAAAUACAUUUGUGUUACCAUUUUGCUUUAUCGCAACUGCUUUGUAUUUACUAUAAAAUAGCUAUGAAGAACUGCUGUAUGUAUUGGAAUAGCAAACUGUGCUGCAAAUGUAUUUUACUUAGUAAUCCUUGCUUUAAAAAGUCAUACAUGCGGACAUCUGUGUGAGAUGGGUGAGGGCAGGGUGUGGGAUUAUCCCCGAUUUUGGAUUUUAAACUGUAAAAUAGAAAAAACAGACUUUUCUCUGUUAUCAUUGACCUAGACAUUUUGUACAGAUUUUUUUCUUCGUUGUGUUAAGCUGUUUUUGAUACUUCCUUUUGAUGGUCCGACCUCUGCCUUCUGUGGCUAUAUAGUUAAAAUGACUGCUCAGAGAAAGGGCAGACAGGUAUAUUUCCUCUACAAGACAGAGGUAUCUUGCAUGACUAAUUCCAUGGUCACAGAGAUGGGAAAUAAUGGUUAAGUGGUCAGUAAUAAUAUAUGAGUGUAUCAAUCCAAUGAUAUUUUAUAUGAAACAAAUAGGACAAAAAAAA